This is a messenger RNA of Eucalyptus grandis, 2737 nucleotides long. Its product is annotated as boron transporter 1. Gene Ontology annotation, biological process: monoatomic anion transport; monoatomic ion homeostasis; transmembrane transport. The record is from RefSeq and is a predicted model, not a curated record. The transcript has 12 exons. Bases 376 to 2526 code for a protein of 716 amino acids. Gene Ontology annotation, cellular component: plasma membrane. Gene Ontology annotation, molecular function: solute:inorganic anion antiporter activity. NCBI's taxonomy places the organism in Eukaryota, Viridiplantae, Streptophyta, Magnoliopsida, Myrtales, Myrtaceae.
AACACUUUUGGUGCUUAUUUAAUUGAGUCAUUCUGCUCUCUUCUCUUUACAAGGCAGUUUAGAUCAGCAGACACAGGAAUCACUUUGUUUGUGACCCAUUUGUAUUGCACUGAAUCUUGCAUGCUGGUUUCUCUGAAAUAUUCCUGCAUGAACUCUUUUUACUAGCUCAUGGCUGUCUGAACCUGUCACAGAGUCUUGUACUGUAUUGCUCCAGUUGAAGUUAUGGAGGGUUUCCGAUAAUCUGGACCUUGAUUUCACCGAAAUGGCUAGGCGUUGACGGCUUACAAUGAUCAAGUCGUUCCUUUAGAAGGCGUUAAGUAGAGAAAAUAUUGUGUUGGUUGGUGGAGCUUUUUUUCUUUUUCCUGACAGAGAACUAUGGAGGAGACAUUUGUUCCCUUAGAGGGAAUCAAGAAUGAUCUUAGAGGAAGGUUGAUGUGUUAUCGGCAAGACUGGAGUGGCGGCUUCCGAGCAGGAAUCAGGAUUUUGGCUCCAACGACUUACAUAUUCUUUGCUUCGGCGAUUCCGGUCAUUUCAUUUGGGGAACAACUGGAGAGAAGCACUGAGGGAGUUUUGACGGCAGUUCAGACCUUAGCGUCCACCGCAAUAUGCGGCAUCAUCCACUCGAUCAUCGGCGGCCAACCUUUGCUGAUCCUGGGAGUUGCAGAGCCUACUGUUAUCAUGUACACAUUCAUGUUCAACUUUGCCAAGGAAAGAUCGGAUCUGGGUCGGAACCUGUUCCUCGCGUGGGCAGCUUGGGUCUGUGUUUGGACAGCUGCUUUGCUGUUUCUGAUGGCCAUACUCGGAGCUUGCUCCAUCAUCAACCGAUUUACUCGUGUGGCCGGAGAGCUGUUUGGUCUGCUCAUAGCAAUGCUCUUUAUGCAGCAAGCUAUUAAAGGGCUAGUGGAAGAGUUCCGCAUACCGAAACAGGAAAACCCGAAGUUGGCUGAGUUCUUACCAUCAUGGAGAUUCGCCAAUGGAAUGUUCGCGUUAGUUCUCUCAUUUGGACUCCUCCUCACUGCAUUGAAAAGCCGGAAAGCCCGUUCGUGGCGGUACGGAACAGGAUGGCUUCGAAGCUUCAUUGCAGACUAUGGAGUGCCACUCAUGGUCCUAGUUUGGACCGCUGUUUCCUACAUACCGGCAAAGAGUGUCCCCGAUGGAAUCCCACGGCGUCUUGUUAGCCCAAACCCAUGGUCCCCUGGUGCAUCUGAGAACUGGACUGUUGUUAAGGACAUGUUGAACGUUCCCUUUUUCUACAUAAUUGGAGCUUUUAUUCCAGCAACGAUGAUUGCUGUGCUCUAUUACUUUGAUCAUAGCGUAGCAUCUCAACUUGCUCAACAGAAAGAGUUCAAUCUGAGAAAGCCUGCUUCUUAUCACUACGACCUGCUUCUUUUGGGGUUCUUGACAUUGAUGUGUGGCCUUAUUGGAGUUCCUCCUGCAAAUGGAGUAAUACCGCAAUCCCCCAUGCAUACAAAGAGCCUUGCAACACUCAAACACCAGCUGCUUCGGAACCGGCUCGUUACUACAGCUAGAAGAAGCAUACAAAACAAUGCGAGCUUAGGGCAAUUGUAUGGGAAUAUGCAAGAAGCUUAUCGACAAAUGCAGACCCCGUUAGUCUACCAGGGAGCCUCUUCUCGAGGACUUAAUGAACUGAAGGAGACAACAAUACAAGCCGCUUCAAGCAUGGGCAAUCUCAAUGCCCCGGUUGACGAAACGGUGUUUGAUGUUGACAAGGAGAUUGAUGAUCUGUUACCAGUCGAGGUCAAAGAACAACGCGUCAGUAACUUACUUCAGUCAAUGAUGGUGGGAGGGUGUGUCGCAGCCAUGCCUAUCCUCAAAAUGAUUCCGACUUCGGUGCUUUGGGGAUACUUUGCUUUUAUGGCAAUCGAAAGUCUACCGGGUAACCAGUUCUGGGAAAGGAUCUUGUUGCUCUUUACUGCACCAAGCAGAAGAUACAAGGUCCUUGAGGAGUACCACGCAACUUUUGUGGAGACAGUGCCUUUCAAGGCGAUUGUCACUUUCACGCUGUUUCAGACAAUAUAUCUGCUUAUUUGCUUUGGACUCACUUGGGUUCCGAUUGCUGGAGUUAUGUUUCCCUUGAUGAUCAUGCUUUUGGUGCCAGUAAGACAAUAUGCCUUGCCGAAGUUUUUCAAAGGAGUACAUCUUCAGGAUUUGGAUGCUGCGGAGUUUGAAGAAGCACCGGCUUUGCCAUUCAAUCUUGCAACAGAGACGGAGAUUGGUGCUGGAGCUUCUUAUGGUGGGGGUGGAGAGAUAUUAGACGAGGUUAUCACUCGAAGCCGUGGUGAGGUCCGGCAUCUGUCUAGUCCGAAAAUCACAAGCUCCACGACAACACCAGCACAUGAUUCGAAGAGCACCCUCCAGAGCCCUCGGCCCAGUUUCAGUCCUCGUGUGAGCGAGUUAAGAGGUGAGAGGAGUCCUUACGGUGGAAGAGGACCUUAUAGUCCAAGGACCGGAGAGAAGCAGCCCUCUCAUCUGGGGAAGAGUCCGAGUAAUCCGGCUUCUGGUUAGCUGAUGAAGGUUUCUAGUCGCUUAAAAUUAAUGUCUGAUGCAAGAACCUGUACUGUGUAAUUGUUCUGCUUGCACAGAGGCAUCAGUGUAAAAUAUUUCUCGCAAGUCACCACCUUUGUAACAAUAGAUUUCUAUGAUUUUAUCUAAAGAGUUUAGCCGUGAAUUUUGAACUCCCAUUUCCUACUGUCUGAAUGAAGUUUUGCUUUAUUAA